Molecule: messenger RNA, 2418 nt
Organism: Rhododendron vialii
Lineage: Eukaryota; Viridiplantae; Streptophyta; Magnoliopsida; Ericales; Ericaceae
Product: ubiquitin C-terminal hydrolase 22-like
Exons: 3
Coding region: 326-2095 (589 amino acids)
Biological process (GO): protein deubiquitination
Molecular function (GO): cysteine-type deubiquitinase activity; zinc ion binding
Source: RefSeq, a predicted model, not a curated record
UAGCAACAGUACUAGGAGUAGCUCCUUUUCCUCUCUUCCCUGGUCCUCAGUCCUCUCUCUCUCCCUCUCUUAAUUUUAGGAUCAGAAAUUAGCAAAAUUAUACAGCAAAUUUAAUUUAAAAGCACUUUCUUUUUUUCCCUUGGAUCAAUUUUUUUUCCCCUGGAAAAAAGACAGAUCUGAACUUCACAGAUUGGAAUCGAAAACCCUAAUCCAGAUCCCCAUUUUCACCCCCCCUCUCUCUCUUUUCUCUCUCUCUCUCUCUCCUCUCUCCUCUCUCCUCUCUCUCAUUUCCUCGAUCCCAAUUCAAUCUUAAAGAGGAGGAGAGAUGGAUCAACAUUCAAACCACCACCAGCGUCGAAACGGCACCGUUUCGGUACCGGAGCCGUGCUCGCAUUUAUCCGAUUUCCGAUCGCGCCACGGCGGCGCCAAGCCCUUCAGGGCCUUGCAGGACUGCCUCCGGGUACGCCCUCCGGGCCGGGCCGCGAUCCGCCGGGACCCGAACGAGGUGCCCCGCUGCGCCUCCUGCGGGCUGUCAUCCCCUGCCUCGCGCCUCUACGCCUGCGUCUCCUGCGCCGCCGUCUCCUGCCUCGCCCACGCCCCGUCGCACGCGGCGGCGGGAGACGGCGGCGGCGGGCACGAGAUCGCGGUCGACGUCGACCGAGCCGAGCUCUUCUGCUGCAUGUGCAAGGAUCAGGUCUACGACCGAGACUUCGACACGGCGGUCGUGCUCGCGCAGACUGCGGCGUCGACUCUCGGCGGCAGCGGUGAAGGACGAUCUGCCCAUCCUCCACUGCCACCGCCGCCCGAGAACCUACGGAAGCGCCGCCGCGUGGAUUACCGCCCGUGGACGCCGGAUCCGAGGGAACGAGCUCUAGUGGUCAGUAAUUCGAGCCCAUUAAACGGCGAGGCCACGUCAUCGGGCCUGCCUUGGGGACUGAGAGGGCUGAAUAAUCUUGGAAAUACAUGUUUUAUGAACUCUGUGUUGCAAGCGUUGCUUCACACGCCGCCGUUGAGGAACUAUUUCUUGAGCGAUCGGCAUAACCGGUAUUUCUGUCAGCAGCAGCAGAAGAAUAACAACAAUAGUGUUAGGAAGAAUGAUAAUAAGAAUUGGAGGCUUUGUUUGGCUUGUGACAUGGAUGCGAUAUUUUCAGCUGCGUUUUCGGGAGAUCGGACGACGUAUAGCCCGGCAAAAUUUCUAUACAGUUGGUGGCAGCAUGCAGCCAACCUGGCAAGUUAUGAGCAACAGGAUGCUCAUGAAUUUUUCAUUUCCAUGCUUGAUGGGAUUCAUGAAAAGGUGGAGAAGGAUAAAAGGAAACCCCAGAGUCAAGGCAAAGGAGAUUGCUGUAUCGCUCAUAGGGUGUUCUGUGGCAUAUUGCGAUCUGAUGUCAUGUGUACUGCAUGUGGUUUCACAUCUGCGACAUAUGAGCCGUGUGUGGACAUCUCAUUGGAUUUGGAACCAAACCAGGUGGCUUCUACCAAGAAGCCAUCCACAAAAUCUCUUCAUUCUUGCAGUGGUGAGGCAGAUUCCAAAUGUUCAAGCCAAACCUGUGGAAUAUCCACCCUAAUGGGGUGUCUGGACCGUUUCACCAGACCAGAGAGAUUGGGCUCUGAGAUCUUCUGCCAGCGGUGUCAAGUGAAACAAGAAUCUCUCAAACAGAUGUCAAUAAGAAAGCUUCCUUUGGUAUCUUGCUUUCACAUCAAAAGGUUUGAGCAUUCUUCGAAGCAAAAAAUGUCGAGGAAAGUCGACCGGUAUUUACAGUUUCCGUUUUCCUUAGACAUGGCUCCUUAUCUUUCUUCGUCUAUAUUGAGAGGUAGAUUUGGAAACAGAAUCUUCUCUUUUGAUGGGGAAGAGCCGGAUGGUUCCAGCGAGUUGUCUUCUGAGUUUGAGUUGUUUGCUGUUAUUACUCACUCUGGAAAGCUAGAAGCGGGACAUUAUGUAACGUAUUUGCGGUUGAGUAAUCAAUGGUACAAGUGUGAUGAUGCUUGGAUCACUCAAGUGAAUGAGGACAUUGUGAGGGCUGCGCAAGGAUAUAUGAUGUUCUAUGUGCAAAAAAUGCUUUAUUACAAAGCAAGUGAAAAACCUGGUGCCUCAUGAUAUGGAUCAAACAGGUGAGAUAACCCUAGUCCGAAAUAUUAUUCAUCCGCAGUCAUGGUUAGAAGAAAAUGACUGUUGCUAUAUGCGAUGAAAACCAAUGUCAUUGAGUUGCUCUUAUCCUCAGUCAGAGCAAUCAGCUAUAUCUUCUGAGCACCUUUUUGGAGAGAGAAUUUUGUAAAUCUCAAUUGGAACGUAGUUCUAAAGCGAGCCUGAAUUUUUGAGGCAUUGUCUUGCAUUCAGAAGCUUAUAACAUCAAAAUAAGGAUUCUUAACAAACAGAAAAAGAGGAAAAAAGGAAUAGAGAAAAUUAUUUCAAUUGAUUCA